Messenger RNA from Osmia lignaria (orchard mason bee), 2432 nucleotides. Its product is annotated as deubiquitinase OTUD6B. Lineage: Eukaryota; Metazoa; Arthropoda; Insecta; Hymenoptera; Megachilidae. The record is from RefSeq and is a predicted model, not a curated record. Gene Ontology annotation, molecular function: cysteine-type deubiquitinase activity. Gene Ontology annotation, biological process: protein deubiquitination.
UGUACUAGUAAGGCACCGCAGAAUGUAGGGACUAGAGUGAUUUGUGGAAUGCAGGGCUAUAAGGGAAGCAGGGUUGUAAGAGGAACAGGAAGAUGUAAAGGGUUGAAGGGCGUAGGAGAUAGAAAGGGUGUUAGGGUGACAUAGGUGUAAAGGGUGCAAGGAUAUAAAGAAAGCAGGGAUGUAAAGGAUGCAGUGAUGUAAGGAAAGCUGCGAUGUAAAUAAUGCAGGGAUAUAACUUACAUCAUGUAAGGGAUGCAGAAAUUAAUCAAAAAGGAAUCAGAGAUGUAUAGGAUGCACACAGGAGUAAUGAAAUCAACACGUUCUUCCUCCUAAUGAGUUUAUUGAAUAAGUUAAGAAGAUAAAUACAGCAGAUUAAGUUAACGCAGAAAAUAAAAUAAGGGUAUAUGUAUGUUUAGCAGGUAGAUCUGUACCCUUCGGUGGCCGCUAUAAGACUGAUGCUGUUUCACUUCGCUCUAGGUCGAACGGUUGAUAACGAUGCCGCAGCCAGCUACCUUUACUGGAAUCAGUGACGCUAAAUAUUUAUUUUUUCUUUCUAACGUGGGGAAAUCUUGCAUAAGACCCCCCACCGUCCCCUGGGGGAAAGCGGCGGGGGAGUGUCAGAUUCCUACUGACUAAAACCCCACGGCGACCGACUCUGGCGCUAAAGGAGGGCUCCGGGACCUUAUGUGUAUUACUCCAGAACCCUCCACGUCUGGUACACAGGCCUCCAUCUCAGGGGAGGUCCAAAUUCAAACCUCCCCUUGCUGCCUACCCUGUGGUCCACACCGGGGUCGGACCCGGUACCGGCUUGCUGGGCCGCGUACUCAAAGGCGCCCAGAGCCCCCACUCCUGGCGCCAGCAGCCCUGACGGCUCCACCGAUUUUGGUGGUGAAGCCGUCAUAUUUAGUGCUUCCAGAAGGGCUGCAUUAAUCUUCCCUUGCUGCUCCUCUUAUUGCUGUAAUAUGUCGAGGGUGAGGUCGAGACCCUGACGAUGAAUGAUGGGAUAGUCUUUGGAUAUCGAAAAAUAGAAUUAACAGAGGAAGAAUUAACACUGAAACAUAAAAAAGAACGUAAAGAACUACAAGCACAAAUACAAACGUUGAAAAAGUCAAUUUGUAAGGGUGACAAAAAAAAGAAAAAGGAAAUAACAGAAGAGAUUGGUCGUUUAGAAGAGGCUCUGGAAAAGAGGCAGGAUGAAGAAUUGACUACAUGGAAAGUUGUACAUCUUAAUAUUAAUAAUGUAGAAAAUGAAAAUAUAGAAGAAUGUAGUAAUGAAAGCAUAAAAAGUAAUGUGCAAAAUGAACAGUCAACACAAAGAAUUUCCAAAGCCCAGAAAAGAAGAGACAAGAAAGCAAAUGCAGAAAAAGAACGCAACCAAAGGAUAAUAGAAGAAGAAGCACUUAAUGUUUUUGGAAAAAGAAAUGUGGAGAUACAAACCAUAAAAAAAAUUCUUUUUGAACGUGGUUUAAUGAUUUAUGAGAUUCCAAGUGAUGGUCAUUGUUUGUAUAAUGCUGUUGCACAUCAGCUGAAAAUUAUAGGAGAAACUCCAUUGAAUUUUCAAGAACUUAGAAUAAAAACUGGUAUAUACUUGAGGGAAAAUAUGAAUGAAUUUUUGCCAUUCAUUUCCAAUCCAGAUUCUGAUGAUUUUCUUUCGCCAGAGCAGUACAAGAAGUAUUGUGAUGAUGUUGCAGAUACAAAUGCCUGGGGAGGUGCUAUCGAGCUACAAGUUCUUUCUCAUGUACUGAAAUGCCCAAUAGAAGUGAUUCAAGCAUCAGGUGCACCAUACAUUAUUGGCGAAAGCUACAGUACUGAGAAAAAGAUGAUAUUAACUUAUCAUCGUCAUAUGUAUGAACUAGGUGCUCAUUAUAAUUCAGUUACAAAAUAUGUUAAAGAAGAAGAAAGCUGAUGAAAAUGCAUAGUUUUCACUAAACCUACAAUGGAAAUUAAACACAUAAUUUCCUAAUACUUUAUCCUACAAUAGAAUAUACAAACCAUUUAAAGAGCUGCCACAAACUCAGUGCUCAGGAAACAUAUCAGUCAAAUUAAGAUUUCAAUGUUUCUCUGAUAACUUUAAUUGACAUCUUAUAUAUGUAUAUAUAUAUAAAACAAAUUUGUAAUUUUUGUUCAUAGUAAUUUAGAUUUAAGACAUUAUUAUCAAUGUGAAAGGAAUAUGUUUUUUUGCGUUUCUAAUUACAGUAUACUUCUGAAAAGUACUAGAACAGAGGUGUAGUGUUAUUAAUGUUAAUUGUGCUUGGAUAAGCUCAAAACAUAGAUUGGGCUGAAAGUUUCAGGAAAUGAUGAGAAUAACAACACGACACUUUGUGAAGAAUUUUUCAGGAUUCUUUUCGAAAGAAUACUGUAUUAUAUCACAAAAUUUUAUUUAUUUAUCACCUAAAUAUUUGACAAUAUAAAAAAGCUGCCAGCAAAUUGCA